AUGGCUCCUCUUGCCUUCAUUUCUUUGGGUGCAGCAUUCCUUCUGUUCUUGCAGGGAUCUGCCGCCGUAGACGGAACCCAGAGCCUGACAGCAACGUCACUGGAUUGCCAGUGUGCCAUGAAUCUCCGAGUCGCUGCCGGAUUAGCCGAGUUUACAGCCGCAACAGAUGAAAAAGUCAAGCGGCUCUACGCCCAAUUCUGGAAAGCUGUCUCUGACAGUGUUACUCCGACUGAGGCGAAAGAACAAGUAGCAGACAAUGAGGAUACUAUCAUUUGGACUGGCACCUACGCCUAUUUCCCGUAAACGGGAGAUCAAGCAGACUGCAGCUGUGCAGCUGACUACUGGAAGAGCGGCUAUUUUCUACUUAACAACCAGGUGCCACCAAAGUACAGCGAUGAGGAUGGCGCAGUGUAUCGAAAUCCUCAGGCCGUUUUUUUUGUCGCCCUGUACAAUCCCAACGAUGCACCAACUGCCAGCUGCGCCCUUUUAAAGUGCCCUGUAGAGUCCACCACUGAAUAAGCACAAGCAGCCCACAGCGAUGCAAGUACUGAAGUUGGACAGGAAGGCGAAGCAGCCGCAAGGAGAUUGGAAGAAGCAACUGUGACUACGACUGUGGACGCCAUUGUCUGUCUGACACACCCAGCCGCAUUAAAGACGGCAGUUGCCACGAUGCACACUUCCCAACGGGGUUUACGUACAGGCCAUUCUUCGGUUACAUCCUCUGCUAGAGGGGGACCAUUGCAGAUAGCGAGCUUGGGUGCAGUCAUUGUUUCAACUUCGGAUCGGCGGCGCCUAGUCAACGCCGUACCUAGGGAACCGUGGAUGCAGAACAUGAUGGGACCAUAUUUUCUACUCUUUACUCAGGCAUGUAGUCUCGCUAGCCACCGUGUUCGUGUGCGGUGUGCUGCCAACAUUGUUCUUAGGCCUACUGAGGGCUGUGCAGCUAAGCAACUCAUCAGAAAGAUGUACCGAAGCAAAGGAGGAGAUAAAAUGCCUAUGGAAACAAAAGCGAUAGAUACAAAUGCCUUCUUAAUUAAAAAAUGUUGGGAGACCUAUUGCCAGCACAUGGUGGCGUAG
This is a messenger RNA of Cyclospora cayetanensis, 1077 nucleotides long. Its product is annotated as sporulated oocyst TA4 antigen-like. The record is from RefSeq and is a predicted model, not a curated record. Lineage: Eukaryota; Apicomplexa; Conoidasida; Eucoccidiorida; Eimeriidae.